Molecule: messenger RNA, 850 nt
Organism: Etheostoma cragini (Arkansas darter)
Lineage: Eukaryota; Metazoa; Chordata; Actinopteri; Perciformes; Percidae
Product: high choriolytic enzyme 1-like
Exons: 9
Coding region: 5-727 (240 amino acids)
Biological process (GO): proteolysis
Molecular function (GO): zinc ion binding; metalloendopeptidase activity
Source: RefSeq, a predicted model, not a curated record
GAGGAUGACUGCAGCNGAGCUUUCUGUCUCUGAACUUCUGGAGAGAGCCAACAGUAAUCUGAUCCGAUCUGACAAUGAUCCCAUCCUGAUUGGAGGAGACAUCGCCAUCGGCAGCGAGGACGAGAGAAACGCCGACCCCUGCACCAGCCGAGGCUGCAUGUGGGGCAAAUACACUGACGGGAAGGUCUACGUUCCUUAUUACAUCACCAACCACUUCUCCGACCGUGAGAGGUCCAUCAUCAUCCGUGGACUGGAGUCCUUCUCUUCCUUCUCCUGCAUCCGCUUCAGGCCCACCCGAAGCGAUGACCGCGACUGGCUGAGUAUCGAGUCCCAGAAUGGCUGCUACUCCUUCGUUGGCCGUCGUGGUGGGAAGCAGGUGGUGUCUCUGGCCCGGAGUGGAUGCCUUUACCAUAGCACGGUGCAGCACGAGCUGCUCCAUGCUCUGGGCUUCAACCAUGAACAGACCCGCUCUGACAGGGACAACCACAUCAGGGUCAUGCUGCAGAACGUUCAGUCUGGAAUGGAGCACAACUUCAAUAAGAUUGCCACCCUGAACCAGGGCACUCCCUACGAUUACAACUCUGUCAUGCAGUACCACAAGACCGCCUUCUCCAAGAACGGCCAGCCCACCAUGGUCCCCAUUCCCAACCCCAACGUGUCCUUCGGCAACGCCAGGGAGAUGAGUCGCAACGACAUUGCCAGGCUCAACACUCUCUACAAGUGCUAAGAAGCGUGUUCAGACGUGCUGACAGACAAUCAGAGGCUCCCUGACCAACAGAAGCUGAGGCCCUGAACUCAUCAGCACAACAGCCAAUGAUAAUUCUAUAAAGUUACUUUGACUUGAAUGAAA